Molecule: messenger RNA, 348 nt
Organism: Erythranthe guttata (spotted monkey flower)
Lineage: Eukaryota; Viridiplantae; Streptophyta; Magnoliopsida; Lamiales; Phrymaceae
Source: RefSeq, a predicted model, not a curated record
AUGGCUGCAAAUGGAAACACCCCGUUGGAGAUCGGUACGCGUGGAACCGUAGGAUCACUGGUGAAGAAAGAGAUCGAGUACUUUAGAGAAUUCGAAGUCGAACGUGUUGAGAGUAGUCGAACGAGUUCCGAAAGAAGCUUCGAUGAAAUUGCUUCGAGAGGAGGACGACGCAAAUCAUGGCCGACUAGUUUCUUCAGGUUUUCGUUAAAGGCUUUUUGGAGAAGAAAGAAGAUAAGGAAUAGCGGGGUUUGCUCUGUGGUUGACGUUAACCACCACGAGAUGAAUGAAGAUGAAAUUCCUGGAUUCAGAUAUCAAAAUCUUAGAGCUCAUUCAUUCCGAGAGAUUUAA